Haemonchus placei is the source of this 1239-nucleotide messenger RNA. The record is from the annotation of a GenBank genome assembly. Lineage: Eukaryota; Metazoa; Nematoda; Chromadorea; Rhabditida; Trichostrongylidae.
AUGUCCACAGACCCAGAAGUCAAGGAUAGGCUCGAUUUAAUGCAAGUCAACGGUGACCAAAGAGAAGAGGACAAGGAGGACUUGGUGACACCGUGGGAUGUGGCGGCGAGUAGCGCAACUGGUGUGGACUACGACAAGUUAAUAGUGAAAUUCGGCUGUCGCAAGCUUGGCCAAGAUCUCGUGGAACGGUUCAAGAAAGUCACCGGGCACGAACCUCAUCCAAUGCUACGUCGUGGAAUGUUCUUCGCUCACAGGGAUUUUGCGGCGAUUCUGGAUCGUAAAGAACAAGGGAAACCGUUCUUUCUGUAUACUGGUCGUGGUCCUUCUUCUGGAAGUCUUCACCUUGGUCAUCUGAUUCCUUUCAUGUUUUCAAAGUGGCUGCAGGAAGUGUUUGACGUGCCUCUCAUCAUCCAGAUUACGGAUGACGAGAAAUUUCUGUGGAAAGACAUGAAGGUAGACGAGUCGAAAAAAAUGGCUAGAGAAAACAUGAAGGACAUAAUUGCCGUUGGUUUCGAUCCUGAGAAGACGUUCAUGUUCAACGACUUCGACUAUAUGUGUCCACCGUUUUACGAAAACAUCUGCAAGAUCUGGAAAGUGGUCACGGGAAAUCAGGCUCGAGCCAUUUUCGGUUUCACACCUGAGGAUAGUAUGGGGAAGGCGGCAUUCCCUGCAAUUGAAGCAGCGCCAUGUUUCGCUUCAUCAUUUCCUCACAUUUUCGGUAACAAGACGGAUAUUCCAUGCCUCAUUCCGUGUGCUAUUGAUCAGGAUCCGUACUUCCGAAUGACUAGGGAUGUAGCGCCACGACUUAAAUUCCCGAAACCUUCUCUUAUUUACUCGACAUUCCUCCCAGCUCUGCAGGGUGCCCAAACGAAAAUGGCAGCUAGCGAUUCGAAUUCGUGCAUUUACCUCAGUGAUACUGCUAAGCAGAUUAAAAACAAGAUCAAUAAGUACGCAUUCUCUGGCGGUCAAGCGUCUAUAGAAGAGCAUCGUGCGUUAGGAGGAAAUUGUGAUGUGGAUACAAGUUAUCAGUUUCUUCGAUUUUUCAUGGACGAUGAUGAGCGUCUGGAAGAAAUAAGGAAGCAGUAUACGUCUGGUGAGAUGCUGACUGGAGAGCUGAAAAAACUGGCUAUCGAAGAGGUCACAAAAGUAAUAAUGGAAAUGCAAGAACGACGAAAAAAUGUAACGGAUGAGACGUUGGACGAAUUUUUAAAGAUUCGACCGCUCAAAUACAAAUAUUAG